Messenger RNA from Paramecium octaurelia, 447 nucleotides. NCBI's taxonomy places the organism in Eukaryota, Ciliophora, Oligohymenophorea, Peniculida, Parameciidae. The record is from the annotation of a GenBank genome assembly.
AUGAUAACUUUUUAAUUGUAAUAAGGAGGUCUUGAAAUAUACUAGAAAAAAACAGUUACAUUGGCACCAUUAAAGAAUAAAAGAUAUAAUGGAGACCAUAGAUAUCAAAUAAAAUAAUAAAUACUUGAAUAGGUUAGGAAAAGCAAAUAAAAGCAUCUGAAUGAAUUCAGCGAUUUAUAAAAUAUCCAUUCAAUUUAAUGCACAGAAAGAUUUGUAAGGAGGGAUUACCAAUUCAAUGAUAAGAAAGCGAGAUUCAAACAGAAAGCAUUAUCAUGUUCUAACAACAAAUGCUCUUUUAUUUCAAUAAGUAGAGUAGCUGAUUUGCCACCGAUAUUAGAUUGGAGAAGAGAGAAUAAAAUACUAACACCAGAAUAUUCAGAAAAUGGUGAUUUUAUGAACUAUGUAAGAAAGCAAGUUGUCAAAUAUGGUUAAAAAUCACUUGAUUGA